This is a messenger RNA of Erinaceus europaeus (western European hedgehog), 927 nucleotides long. RefSeq names its product olfactory receptor 14L1-like. Bases 1 to 927 code for a protein of 308 amino acids. Gene Ontology annotation, molecular function: olfactory receptor activity; G protein-coupled receptor activity. Lineage: Eukaryota; Metazoa; Chordata; Mammalia; Eulipotyphla; Erinaceidae. Gene Ontology annotation, biological process: G protein-coupled receptor signaling pathway. Gene Ontology annotation, cellular component: membrane. The record is from RefSeq and is a predicted model, not a curated record. The transcript has a single exon.
AUGCCUGAGAAAUUAAGCAAUGUGACUUUUGUGACUGAAUUUCUGCUUAUGGGUUUCCCUGGUGACCAGGUGCUACAGAGAUUCUGUGCCUCUGUGUUCUUCCUGGUUUACCUGACUGCUUUGUUGGGGAACCUGCUCAUUGUCACCCUCACCUCCAUUGAACAGCAGCUCCAGACCCCCAUGUACUUCUUCCUGAAGAAUUUGUCUUUGAUUGAUAUUUGCUACAUCUCCACCACUGUCCCCAAAUGCAUCAUGAACACCCUGACCAACAGUCUCUCCAUCUCCUUUGUGGGCUGUGCCUCUCAGGUUUUCCUGGUCCUCUUUUCUGCAGGCACAGAGUAUGCUCUCCUGCUAGUGAUGUCCUAUGACCGCUAUGCUGCCAUCUGCCACCCUCUGCACUAUGAGGCCAUCAUGAACAGAGGGGCCUGUGUGCAGAUGGUGUCAGUGGUGUGGCUCAGUGGCUGUGCCUAUGGAUCUCUCCACGUGGCAGGGACGUUCUCUGCCCGUUACUGUGGCCCCAAUGUAGUGCCUCAGUUCUUCUGUGAUGUUCCCUCCCUGCUAACACUUGUCUGUUUCGGGGAUGAAAUUCUAGAAUAUGCAUUUAUUGUAGCUAGCUGUUCCUUUGUUUUUGUUUGCUUCAUUUUCAUGGUUAUUUCCUAUAUUCAUAUUUUCUCCACAGUUCUGAAAAUCCCUUCUGAUCAAGGCAGGUAUAAGUCCUUCUCCACCUGUGUGCCUCACCUCACUGUGGUGAGCUUGUUCCUGUUCUCUGCAGGUUUUGCAUUUUUGGGUUCAGCUUCUAAUUUUCCACCAUCACUGAAUCUCUUUAUGUCUGUCAUGUAUUCUGUGUUACCUCCCAGCCUGAAUCCCCUCAUCUAUAGUCUGAGAAACAGGGACAUGAAGAUGGCCUUUGGCAAAGUUUUUGGAUGA